Messenger RNA from Tigriopus californicus, 1118 nucleotides. Its product is annotated as histone H1-like. Gene Ontology annotation, biological process: nucleosome assembly; chromosome condensation; negative regulation of DNA recombination. The transcript has a single exon. The record is from RefSeq and is a predicted model, not a curated record. The coding region runs from base 38 to 583 and encodes 181 amino acids. Lineage: Eukaryota; Metazoa; Arthropoda; Copepoda; Harpacticoida; Harpacticidae. Gene Ontology annotation, molecular function: structural constituent of chromatin; nucleosomal DNA binding; double-stranded DNA binding. Gene Ontology annotation, cellular component: nucleus; nucleosome.
GUCACGGUAUUCUAUUCCCAGAAACGCUGCCAUCAAGAUGAGUGAUUCACCCGCUAAAACCAAAAAGGUUUCCAAGCCCAAGGCUAAGCCUACCCAUCCCCCUACAUCGGUGAUGGUGAUGGCGGCCAUCAAGGCGUUGAAGGAGCGCAACGGCUCAUCUUUGCCCGCCAUCAAGAAGUACAUCGCUGCCAACUACAAAGUCGAUGUGGUUAAGAACGCCCAUUUCAUCAAGAAGGCCCUCAAGGCUUUGGUCGAGAAGAAGAAGCUCGUCCAAACCAAGGGAGCUGGUGCCUCCGGCUCGUUCAAACUGGCCGCUGCCGCCAAGGUCGAGAAGCCUAAGGCUGUUGCCAAGCCCAAGAAGGCCAAGACUCCUAAGAAAAAAGUUGCGGCCAAGAAGCCCGCUGGUGAGAAGAAGGCUAAGUCUCCUAAGAAGAAGACUGCUGCCAAGAAACCCGCCGCUGCUGCUGCCAAACCCAAGAAGGCCAAGACCCCCAAGAAGAAGGCUGCACCCGCCAAAAAGACUCCCGUGAAGAAGGUGAAGAAAACCUCUCCCAAAAAGAAGGCCGCCCCCAAGAAGAAGUAAAUGAAUUUUGAUCGGUGCUAAGAUCCAACCGCACAAGGCUCUUUUCAGAGCCAAAACAUACUCAUUUAGAGGUUAAUUUCUAAGCUAUCCUUGAUGGGGAAUCUUUCUUAUAUAAAGCGGAAUUGGGACUGGAAGGUGAGGAAAAUGAUUUUGAGGCUGGUACUUCACAGUUUUACAUCAAGGUAUGGUAAACAGCGUCAACGAUAAUAGGAAUUUAAGUUGGGUCGAGGAUGCUCGCAAGAUAUGCCCUCUGCCUUAAUAUACCACGUGGUUCUGUAACGUCAACACCACUGAGUUGAACACGACAGUAAUAAUCACUACUAUAUGCAUGACCAACUUAUAUAUUUUAAUCGGUCGUUGCAACUUUCGCAUGUUUAUGAACAAAUUUAAUUGAUUCCUUUACUCCGUUUCUGCUCCGCUCAAAAAAUGUUCUAAAUCAGAUUAUCUUCAACGGAAGUUAUUCCAAUUGAUGUCUUGUAACCUCGAUUCUUAAUUUCUAUUUAUUUCCCUCUGCAUAAUGGUGCCAAAAGGCAUA